AUGAGAUCAGUUGCUUCGAUCAAUUCGAAUAAUCGAGAAACAAUGAAAUCAGUUACUGAUAGUGUCAAAGAUAAGGGAAAACCCGAGAUUGCAAUUGCCGCCGCUAGUGAAAGUGAUUAUGACGAUAGCGAGCAGCAAUAUUUCAACCAAGACCUAAAAGAUGUAAAUGAGGAGUAUUUGGCACGACUCAUUAAGGAAAAGGAAGAUUUGGGAACUCUACCAAGUACUUUUCACUUUAAGCAUGCUAUUCGUCUCGUUGACGAAGAGAUUGCCAAAAUUCAUGAGAGUCUUGAACAAUCAAUGGAAGUGAACGGAGAUGGAAUGGAACUGCUACCAGGGAUACCAACUCAAGAAACGUAUGAAGAUGGCACCAUGGAUGAGGUAUCAAUCACAACAAAUGGGAAAGUUUUUCUACAAGAGAAAAUAUUUGUGCCAGUAAAUGAAUAUCCAAAUUAUAAUUUCGUUGGACGUAUUCUUGGUCCACGUGGGAUGACCGCAAAACAGCUUGAGGAGGAAUCAGGCUGCCGUAUCAUGAUUCGUGGACGUGGAUCAAUCCGUGAGGAUGCCCCGCAACGUCAAAAUAUCCACAACGAUCACAUGAAGGAAGAAUUGCAUGUUUUGGUGCAAUGCGAAGAUUUCGAAGAAAGAGCAAAAGCAAAAAUGAAAAGGGCUGUUGACUGUAUCCGUUCCAUGCUUAUACCACCAGCAGAAGGUGAAGAUGAAUUGAAACGUAAACAGCUGAUGGAAUUAUCGAUCAUUAAUGGUACUUAUCGACCAACUAUUGCAUCGCGAACAGCGCUUCGUAAAUAUUUUUGCAAUUACUCGCUAUUUCCACAAGUAAAUUUUGGUCAGAUUGGAGUGGGAAAUACAAUCUACGGAAUGAACAAUUUUCCAAUGCUUCCAAAUAGCGGCGUUGAGGGCAACAAAUAUAACACAUUCUAUGAUCCCAGAGCAGGCGUAAAUUUUCCAUACAAUUAUGCGCAACAAUACCAGUACAAUGCUUAUACCGCAAAUACGCGUCAGGCGCUUGCAUCAUUGGGAUUCGAUAUGGACGCCUUCGAGAUUAACGACUGUUAUGGCAAACGAAUGGGCCGGGCAUCUGCAGGCGUCUCCGGCAAUCACGCAGCUACAACAAACGCAGCUGCGUUUGCUGCGCAAUAUCCUCGCCCCUGUGGAUAUAGCGCUCCGCUUAUGGAUCCGUUCGUUAUGCAGGGUAUGUGGAAUCCGGCGAUUAAUUCACCGAUGUUCGGUAUUAAUGCAUCCAACCCACUGGCUAGAGAAUACUACAAUCACGUAAUGACUGGACUUGCACAAACAAUUAACAGUAAUGGAGUAUCGAUUGGUAACGGAAUGUCGCAAUCAUCUAGCACUCCACCUGUCAACUUACAGCAGUACCUUACGGCUGCGGCACUACUCAGCGGUGCGCCAAACUUUCGUACCGAUGGAUCUGGCGAUGGACCUAAUGACCAUCACUGA
Brugia malayi is the source of this 1476-nucleotide messenger RNA. RefSeq lists its product as uncharacterized. Gene Ontology annotation, biological process: regulation of mRNA splicing, via spliceosome. Lineage: Eukaryota; Metazoa; Nematoda; Chromadorea; Rhabditida; Onchocercidae. Bases 1 to 1476 code for a protein of 491 amino acids. The record is from RefSeq and is a predicted model, not a curated record. Gene Ontology annotation, cellular component: nucleus. Gene Ontology annotation, molecular function: mRNA binding. The transcript is spliced from 11 exons.